Dryobates pubescens (Downy woodpecker) is the source of this 1869-nucleotide messenger RNA. It is a transcript of the gene PAX9, whose product is annotated as paired box 9. Gene Ontology annotation, molecular function: RNA polymerase II cis-regulatory region sequence-specific DNA binding; DNA-binding transcription factor activity, RNA polymerase II-specific. NCBI's taxonomy places the organism in Eukaryota, Metazoa, Chordata, Aves, Piciformes, Picidae. Gene Ontology annotation, biological process: anatomical structure development; regulation of transcription by RNA polymerase II. The record is from RefSeq and is a predicted model, not a curated record. The coding region runs from base 193 to 1218 and encodes 341 amino acids. The transcript has 4 exons.
UCAAGGCUCUCUCGUCGGGAAGUAGAUUUCCUUGUGGCCCUUUUUCCCUCACGUCCCUGCUGCCUUCUCGGUGCAGAUCAGAGAUUCUCGGGGGCUAGUGCCACCGGGAGCGCAGCAGGCCGAGCUCCUGGCUCUGGGCAUAGGUCUCCGUUCGGGAUUUAGGACAGCCUCAGAGGUGUCCUGCUCAGAGGAAUGGAACCUGCCUUCGGGGAAGUGAACCAGCUCGGGGGGGUGUUUGUCAACGGGAGACCCCUGCCCAAUGCCAUCAGACUGCGAAUAGUGGAACUGGCGCAACUGGGUAUCAGACCGUGUGACAUCAGCCGGCAGCUCCGCGUUUCCCACGGCUGUGUCAGCAAAAUCCUGGCUCGCUACAACGAGACCGGCUCCAUCCUACCGGGGGCUAUCGGAGGCAGCAAGCCUCGAGUCACGACCCCUACGGUGGUAAAACAUAUCCGGACCUACAAACAAAGGGAUCCGGGCAUCUUCGCCUGGGAGAUCCGGGAUCGCCUGCUGGCCGAUGGCGUGUGUGACAAGUACAACGUGCCGUCGGUCAGUUCCAUCAGCCGCAUUCUCCGGAACAAAAUCGGGAACCUCUCCCAGCAGAGUCACUACGAGGCCUACAAACAGCACCAGCCUCCCCCCCAGCCUGCUCUGCCUUACAACCACAUCUACUCCUACCCCAGCCCCAUCACUGCUGCAGGAGCCAAGGUGCCCACCCCUCCCGGGGUGCCGGCCAUCCCUAGCACCAUGGCCAUGCCCAGGACAUGGCCGUCGUCCCACUCGGUGACGGACAUCCUGGGGAUCCGCUCCAUCACAGAUCAAGUGAGCGACACUUCACCUUACCCCAGCCCCAAGGUGGAGGAAUGGAGCAGCCUAGGCCGAAACAGCUUCCCCGCCCCGGCGCAGCACGCCGUGAACGGGCUGGAGAAGAGCUCCCUGGAGCAGGAGUCCAAGUACAGCCAGGCACCCAAUGGCCUUCCGGCCGUCAGCAGCUUUGUGUCGGCACCAGCCAUGCCUCCGUACGCCACACCUGCCCAAGUGUCACCUUACAUGACGUACAGCGCUGCCCCAUCUGGCUACAUGGCGAGUCACGGCUGGCAGCAUGCUGGAGGCACCCCGCUGUCCCCUCACAGUUGCGACAUCCCUGCCUCACUGGCAUUCAAGGGCAUGCAGACAGCCAAGGAAAGCAGCCACUCGGUCAUGGCAUCUGCUCUCUGACACAGGAGCCAGUUUGGGACCACCACAAGCCCGCAGGCUGGCAGUCCCCUGAGCCUGGCUCAUGGACUGCUCUGUUUGUGCUGGCCAUGUUCUGGCAUUUCUCCUCAUGACUUGUCUCCGGUAAGGCUUUUGGGAUUGAAAGAGCCGAAGACACCAGAAACUGAGAGAAGUGUGGUGUUGUGCUCUUUAAGUAAAGACCUUGUGUCCCUCAAAGGGCUCGUGGAGCCUUGUCCCACUCUCUCCUGGUCAAACCACAUGUAUUUAUUCUUAAUCACCACAGACUCUCUAAAUGUGCAAUUGUUAUUAAGAUUUGUGUGAAAAUCAAUAAAGAAAAAUCACCACAGGAAAUUCUGCUAUGCCUCGAAUCAGCAAAGGUGGCUAAAUGGGAGGCAUUUGCCAACUGCCUAGAGAACAACCCUUUCAUCAAUGAGGUUAUGCAAUCCACUGCUAUCAAGAGAUCAUUUUUUGGUUGUUUUCUUGGGUUUCGGUAAUCAAAUACAGAUCAAGGCAAUAGGUGGCUUUCAGAUUCUUCUGGCAUGUCACCAUUGUCAGACAGUAGUAAUGUCUUUGUGUUUUUAUCCAUUUGUAAAUAUAGACUUUUGACAGCGUUUGUCCCUUGAAAGCAUUUGUACCUUCCAGGACAUUUAUUUU